GUGUGUGUGUGUGUGUGUGUGUGUGCUUUUCCUUUUCCUCACACUGGAAGAAAUAUAUAGGUUUUACAAUCUCGAAUUCCACAUAGGAAGAAAUAUAUACUUUUUACACUCUCGAAUCUCACAUAAGAUGAACAGUCAUUUGCACAUCAUGUUAACGUAACAUGAGCUUGGAUGCAAAGACAGAUUUUUACUUGGGGAACUGAUGGAGGCAGGGGUCGUAGCAGGUGCAUGCAGGGCAACUGGGAACUGGAGACUAGGGAGAGAGAUCGGUAUUUAUCCACAAAGGAACCAGUCCAUCCUUUGCCUGCGCACCUAGACGCCUCCAGUCUCUGUCCAGACCACUGCCCGCUCUCCAAGUCCACAUCAGAGGCGUUGAGAGCGAGACAUGCACCUGCGGUGGCUUGCAGGUAACAUCCAAUGCGGGCUGGGUGACUUUCUGCUCCGAGCCUCCUCCACCUGCCACGCUCCAAGCUUCCCGGGUGGCCCCCAGGAGCAGCUCGCCGGGCCACCCCAACUCCCGCCCGGGCGGGCGCGCAGAGCCGAGGGGUGGGCACGCGGGAGCUCUGGGCAUGCUCAGUCGCGCGGGCAGGGCUCCCGGGCGCGGGCCGGGCUCCUGCUGCAGCACAUUCAUCCGCUGCCAAGCCGAGCCGCCGGGCGCUCGCAGGCUGUUUGCGCGCUGCCCGCCGGAGCCCCGACCUCCGCGCCUCCCAGCCCCCGGCUCCCCCCAACCCCCACCCACCCCGAGCCGUGGCCAUGGCCACGCUGGGCCACCCCGCCGCCUUCGGCCGGGUCACCCACGCGGUGGUGCGCGCACCGCCUGAGUCCCUCGUGCAGCACGCGCUCAGAAGCGCCAAGGGCGGCGAGGUGGAUUUUGCCCGCGCCGAGCGGCAGCACCAGCUGUACGUGGACGUGCUGGGCAGCAAGCUGGGGCUGCAGGUGAUGCAGCUGCCGGCCGACGAGAGCCUCCCGGACUGCACCUUCGUGGAGGACGUGGCCGUGGUGUGCGAGGAGACCGCCCUCAUCACCCGCCCCGGGGCGCCCAGCCGGAGGAAGGAGGUUGACAUGAUGAAAGAAGCAUUAGCAAAACUUCAGCUCAAUAUAGUAGAAAUGAAAGACGAAAAUGCAACCUUAGACGGAGGAGACGUCUUAUUCACAGGCAGAGAAUUUUUUGUGGGACUUUCCAAGAGGACAAAUCAACGAGGUGCUGAAAUCCUGGCUGACACUUUCAAGGACUAUGCGGUCUCCACAGUCCCGGUAAUUGAUGCUUUGCAUUUGAAGAGUUUCUGCAGCAUGGCUGGGCCUAACCUGAUCGCAAUUGGAUCCAGUGAACCAGCACAGAAGGCCCUCAAGAUCAUGCAGCAGAUGAGUGACCACCGCUAUGACAAACUCACUGUGCCUGAUGACAUGGCUGCAAACUGUAUAUAUCUAAAUAUCCCCAGCAAAGGCCACGUCCUGCUUCACCGAACCCCAGAGGAGUAUCCAGAAAGUGCAAAGGUUUAUGAAAAGCUGAAGGACCAUAUGCUCAUCCCUGUGAGUCAUUCUGAACUGGAAAAGGUGGAUGGGCUGCUCACCUGCUGCUCGAUUUUAAUUAACAAGAAGAUGGACUCUUGAGUAGCCCUCUCUCAGCCAGCAAUGUUGCACUUAAAAGGCUGGUAACCCUCCCCGCACCUGUUGUUUUCCAUUGACAAUCUGCUGUGCCACUGUGCUACUAACUGGUUUACACAAAUUUAAUUCUAAAUUGAAAUGCUUCGUUCUGUAUCCUCUUCUUCCUCCCCCUCCCCAAAGUGGUACCUAAGCUGUGAAUCUGCUAAGUGAAUUAAGCCAGCUAGAAAACACAGAACUAAUGAACCAUUGAAAUGUGAUUAAUAAUAAUAAGGAAACACUCACUUUUGUGUCUAGCAGAGUGGAGAUCAUUGAAUUGUCCAUAUCUUCCAAGGAAUAUCUUUUUAAUCAAUCAGAUAAGCUGAGGGUUUUUUGUUUUGUUUUGUUUUUGAUCAGUCAUUAAUCAUCUUUGGUUCCUAUGAAAUUCCUUGUUCCCUGGAACUUCUACUGCUUCCUGUUUCUUACUUCUGAAUUCUGAAAACUUGUUUUCUAUUUACUUCCUUUUCCCCUCCCCACUCCUCCAAAAUCACUUUAACCUUGGUUGUUACCCAAGGCCUUGCCUUCUGGAUACCUCCCCUGCAGGUCCACCCUGUCUGUCACACUGGCCUCCUCUGCUUAAUGGCUCCAUCUUCUGCCACCAGGCUCACCCAGACAGAGACAGUGGCCCCCAGCAGGACCAAGACUAAAAUCAGAGCAGCUAAUGGGGAAGAGUGAACUACACAGAGGCAUAUCCUAGAUGGGAUUCAACCCAGAGAUAGAAAUUCCAGAAGAAAUAGGGCACCACACCUAGGAAGGUGAAUUCAGCACCAGAUAGUAGCUAAGGGUCUGUUCAUCAAGAAGCUUGGAAACACCCCAUGGGUAGAACAUCUUUGAAAGGCUUUAAAUCACAUUCCAUGAAUUUUUGCUUCAUUACUGAUCAUACACAGACCUUGGAGAAUGGUCUUACUAUUUUCUUCAAGUUUAUUUCUAUUUCCCCUCAUUGUGACUCACCCUAUUUCCAUCCUUCCACUUUCUGCUGUGUUCCUGGUCUAACUUAAGUUAUUUAUGUAUUUUAAAGGAGCCAUUACAUGUCAUAAUGAUUUUUGAUAGCAGAGCAAGGACCUAGAUGGAACACGUAUAGAAAGUGAUGGGCUUGGGGACUGAAACCAACCACUGCAGCAUAGACAAAGGAUAAUUCUGCAUUAAUAAUGUCCAUGAAUAUUUACUAUGGAAUUCAAUAAAAACUUCUGUUCUCUCUCCAGUCUUCAAAUUACACAACUUAGAACUGACUCAGUGUUCUUUACAAAGAACAAUGCCACGGUGAAGGGCAUUUGUCUUUUUUAACUUGAAAAAGAAUCAGCCUUUUAAGCAAGGAAAUGGUACUUUCCAAGGAAUGGUGAAUGAUUGAGGCAUGUUAUCAAACUUCCUCAUCAUCUCCACUUUUCUUGGAUUGCCUGUGGCUUGUUGAAAGCUGAAAGUCAGGAAAUUUAAAAAAUACUACUUCAAGUCUUGGUCUGCUCACCUGUGUUGUUAAUCAAGCAUCCCUUAUAUUUGGUGACCAAGAGAGAAUCACCUUCAUUCAUUUCAUCUCCCUGUUAGCAAUGGAAGCGAUAGACCUCUGGAAAAGCCAAGACAUCUAUUAGCACUGUCUGUCUUUUAUGAUUUUUAUGCUAAAUUUUGAAUAAGUCCCUUCUCCUUGUUGCUUAACUUGUUGCUUAAAAUUCACAUCAUGUGCAAAUAUACAACUAUGGUAUAAAAUAAGCUAUAUCUUGGUCACUGUCACAUUUCAAACUGCCCCUUAACAGGUAAAUAACAGGUUUUUAUCAUAGAAAAAAUGAAUGUUAUCCAUUAAUUUUAAGUUAAUUUUUAAAUUCUUCUCUGCAGCUUUAAUUGCUUUUUGUGUUGAGUUCAGCCUUAACCUAGCAAAAGCAGAAAUUCUCCGAGAGUUUAUCAUCUCAAAAAUAAUCAUGAGAAAAUUGACCCAACAAUCCAAUUUAUGUUUAAUAAUAAAAUUAAUUGGAAUAUAAUUUUCAUUAUCUUUAUUUCUAUAACUCCACAUUAAGAAGCAGACUCUAUUAUGUUACGUUAAUUGUAACCAGGUAGGUUUUUCUUGUGAACAAUUCGUUCCAAAGGAAGACAUUUUUGCUUUUCCUUUUCUUGGCUUCUUCCCUGCUUCCCUUCUUUAUAUCUGAAAAAAAAAAAAUCACGUAGGCACUGUAUUCUUCUACAGAAUCUUAGUCUGAUCUAGGCUGAAUUCUUUGGAAUUUCUAUGUGAAAUGGUGAUGGGAAAGUCUAAAAUAUUUACAGCAUAGUAAUAUUACUUCUUUGAUGUUCUCAUCAGCAUAAUUUAUCUUUUUUUUAAAAAAAGAUAACCCAUUACAUAAGUCACCCUCUUGUCUAUUGUGAUUUAUAUAGACAUUUGAACUAACAGAAACUACCUUUAAUGAUAACAAGACAUUAGGAACUGUGUUUAACUCAGUAAAAGUCAGAAUUACUCGAUAUGUAGUAAGCUUCAGUUGAAUGAGAACAAUAUAGAAAAAAUACACUUGUUAGCAUUAUUUCUUUAACUGUCAUGGGGAGCUGUAGAAAUCGGCAGGCAGACCUCUCUAAUUUGUAUUGAUUGCUUUCAGCUACGGUGAACAGAUUAUCAUGGCCAUACCAUUGUCUCUAAAGGCCUAGUCUGUAGAUGAUUAAUGUGACUUAUGCACAGUUGCAUGCUAGCCUUUGUAACUACUUACUCCUUAACAUUCUACAUAACUCAGACAUUAUUUGAACAUGCUAAAAUUUGUGCAUUUUAUUUUACCGGGCGUCUUGUUCUAGCCAGUAUAUCGUUUUCUACUCUGUGUGCCAAACCCCGUAAUACCUUCCAAGGCCCUUUAGUUCAGAGAAGUUCUGCACUGAUUUUAGCCUCUUGCUCUCCUGAUCCUACAAGUAUAUCAAUCACGAUGGAAUAAAGUGUGAAUUGUACUGUGA
Molecule: messenger RNA, 4554 nt
Organism: Erinaceus europaeus (western European hedgehog)
Lineage: Eukaryota; Metazoa; Chordata; Mammalia; Eulipotyphla; Erinaceidae
Gene: DDAH1
Product: dimethylarginine dimethylaminohydrolase 1
Exons: 6
Coding region: 754-1611 (285 amino acids)
Biological process (GO): positive regulation of nitric oxide biosynthetic process; arginine metabolic process
Molecular function (GO): dimethylargininase activity; amino acid binding
Source: RefSeq, a predicted model, not a curated record